GGUGGGAGAUGCCGGGGGGGGGACGCCGGUGGCACCGCGUAGGGCGCAGGCGGGUGCCUGGUUGGGGUGGCCAAGGUCAGGCUGGGUCCCCGCCGGGCCAGGGCGCCGGUGGCAGCGGGAGGGCAGAGGCUUUGCGGGGUGGGCAGGGGUCCCACGGGGCAGCAGUGUCCGGGCCCCCGCGGCAGCAGAGGGGCUGUGCGGGGGUCGGGGGCUCGGUGACAGCACCAGGCCUGGCAGAGAGCGAGGUUGGCCAGGCACCGGCUGCCACCGCACCGCGCAGAGCCGGCAGCCGCCCGGUUAAUCUUUAACAUUUUCCCGGUGCUAAAAUUAGCCUCGAUGGGAACUGCAGUGAUGGGGGGGGCAGGCGGACACCCCUUCCCUCCAGCACAGGUUUCAGGGUGCUGUCCCACCGCGGCUCCCCGUGUGAGGUACCGGGGUGGUUUUGGGUGCGUUGGGAGCCAGGCAGGGGCUGGGAGCUCUCCCACGCUGGGGGGGUCCCUGCCCUGGCUGACCCUGCUGGGGUGCAGGGCUGGGGGGCCGGGAGACACCCCAAUCUGCUGGUACCCCCCCAGCUCCAGGGUGGGACUCCCUCAGUGACACGAGGGAGCCCUUCGGGUAGGAGCGAGAUGGGACUGGCAGCACCAGGCCCUACCUGCACCAACACGCUGCCAGGCCCGGCCCUGCCGUGCCAGGGCUGCCAGGGAGCGGUGGGGGGAGCAGGAGCCAGCGCAGAGGUCUGGGGGCUCCCCCAGCCACAUUCUAGUGUGGGGAGACCGUCUCAUCUCUGCGGCCCUGGGCGAUGGUGUGUGUGCAGCAGAUGGGGAAACUGAGGCACGGAUGGAAGGAGCUGCAGCCUGUAGAGACAGGGGUUGUUUGGCUCCUUCUGCCCCCCCAGCAGAGCCCAGGAAGGGGCUGCACUUGGGGCAGGGGAGAUGGGGGAGUGGGGACUGCGUACCUGCCCCGGGGGUGCCCCCACCCUGCCGGUGCCCCUGGCGGCCCUGCUCCCGGUGCGGGUGCAGGACGCUGGAUGUGGGGCAGCAGCUCGGCAGCACCGGGGGGGCUGGUGGGUCUGGCUUGUGGCCCAGACUGCUGUGUCCUGUUUUUGGUGGCAGCUCGUCCCCCAUGGGCACCGAGCCUCGGCGCGGCGGUGCCGGGGCAGCCUCAGCCCCGGCUCGGCACAGAUCUGUGGCUGGGUUAAUGGGCCAGGGCCCAGGGGGCGGCCAGGGGGACACUUGGCACGUGGCAACGACAGGGACACUGAGGUGCCGCCACAGUGUCCCUGUGGCACACAGGCACAGCCACCCCCGGCUGGGGACCUGCUCAGGGACAGGGUUCAGGGUUCCUCUGGGACCAGGUGCUGCCGUGUCCAAAGGUCGUGCUGGUGGUUUGGUUCUGGCGUGAUGGGCACUGCCGCCAACCUCGGCCCCUCGGCUCACCCGGUGUCAGGGGAUAACAUGUGUAACUCUGCUGUGCCAAAACCCCCUCCCCAGUGCCAGCGCCGGCCCAGAGAGCCCGACUGCGGCACUGGCCUCCCCGGUGCUCUGCCCAAAUAUUUCCUGCUGCCACCCGCCCUCCCUGCCUGCCUCAGUUUCCCCAUUGCCCUGGUCGUGUCCCGCUGUGCCCGCGGCCGGGCUGGUCGGUUUGCCGGGGUGUCGCGGCUCAGGUCCUGCCCUGCCGGCGCCUCUGCUCCUGCACCGUCCCCCCCCGGGACCCGUCUGCCCCACGGGGCUGGGAGUGGGUCCGUGAGUCAGCGCUGGGCACGGGGGGGGCUCGGCGGCUCCUGCUGUCACCUUAGGAAUGAGCGUCGCUCCCCUCGGGGGGCUGUGCGGGGUGGGGUGCCCACACCUGCCCCCCCGUGUCCCCCAGAGCUGCUGCUGGAUGAUAUUGUGCUCACACACUCGCUCUUCCUGCCCACCGAGCGCUUCCUGCAGCAGCUGCACCAGCACUUCGUGCUGGCGGGGGGCAGCCCCCCGGCGCACUGGGAGCGGGGGUCCGGGCUGCGGCGCAAGCAGGCGGUGCUGGCCGUGCUGCUGCACUUCCUCGAGACCUACAAGGGGCUGCUGCAGGAGGAGGAGAGCGCCGGGAAGGUGAUCAAGGAGCUCUACCUGCUCAUCAUGAAGGACACGUCGCUCUACAACGAACUGGAGGAUGAAAUCCUCAAGCUGCACCAGCUCGUGGAGACUGUGGAGCUCAAGGUGGCCGACGAGACACCCCCCCCGAACAAGCAGGUGAAGCCGCUGUUCAGGCACUUCCGCCGCAUCGACUCGUGCCUGCAGACGCGGGUGGCUUUCCGGGGCUCUGAUGAGAUUUUCUGCCGCGUGUACAUGCCCGACCACUCGUACGUCACCAUCCGCAGCCGCCUCUCGGCCUCGGUGCAGGACAUCCUGGCCUCGGUCACCGAGAAGCUGCAGUACUCGGAGGAGCAGAGCGCCCGCGAGGACGCCCUCAUCCUCGUCACCAUGGCCUCGUCGGGAGAGAAAGCCGUGCUGCAGCCCAGCGAGGAGUGCGUCUUCACCACCCUGGGCAUCAACAGCCACCUCUUCGCCUGCACCAGGGACACCUUCGACUCGCUGGUGCCACUACCCGAGGAGAUCCAGGUGGUCCCGGGGGACACCGAGAUCCACCGCGCCGAGCCGGAGGACAUCGCCAACCACCUCACCGCCUUCCACUGGGAGCUGUUCCGCUGCAUCCACGAGCUGGAGUUCGUGGAUUACGUGUUCCACGGGGAGCGGGGCCGGCGGGAGACGGCGAACCUGGAGCUGCUGCUGCAGCGCUGCAGUGAGGUGCAGCACUGGGUGGGCACCGAGCUGCUGCUCUGCGAGUCGCUGGGCAAGCGCGCACACCUGCUCAAGAAGCUCAUCAAGAUCGCGGCCAUCUGCAAGCAGAACCAGGACAUGCUCUCCUUCUACGCCAUCGUCAUCGGGCUCAACAACGCGGCCAUCAGCCGUCUGCGCCUCACCUGGGAGAAACUCCCAGGGAAAUUCAAGAACCUGUUUCGGAAGUUUGAGAACCUGACGGAUCCCUGCAGGAACCACAAGACCUACCGGGAGGUGCUGGCCAAGAUGAAACCCCCGCUCAUCCCCUUCCUGCCGCUCAUCCUUAAAGAUCUGACCUUCCUGCACGAAGGCAGCAAGACCCUCCUGGAUGGGCUGGUCAACGUGGAGAAACUGCACUGCAUCGCUGAGAAAGUCAGGACCAUCCGAAAGUACCGGAGCCGCCCGCUCUGCCUGGAGCUGGAGGCGUCCCCCAGCCAGCUGCAGACCAAGGCGUACGUGCGGCAGCUGCGGGUCAUCGACAACCAGAACCUGCUCUUCGAGCUCUCCUACAAACUGGAGCCCGGCAGCCAGUGAGGCCGGGGGGGCCCCCACCCCGGGGGGGGCCUGGACCCCCCCAGCACUGACGCACUUUGGCCAGGGGGCCCCGGCCUCGCGCGGGGCGGGGGGUGCAGGUGGGUGCUGCCCCCCCACCCUUGGCACGGGGUGUGUGUGGGGGGGGCGGGUUUGGGGACCCCGGGCGCAUCAACCCCCCCCCAAUUCCCUCUGGCACGCACUGACCCCCCGUCCCCUGGGGGGGACCCUGCUGGACCCCCCUUUAUUUUUGUACGUGGCCCCCCCGCCCCCCCCCUCCCCAGACGUGUAUAUUUUGUACCGAACCGCGGUCCGGAAUUGUACAUUUAUUUUUUAAGAAAAAGGAGGAAAAAAGGCAAAAAAAAGAAAAAAGUGCCCGGGAGGGGCGGGGGGCGUGGAGCCCCAAUAAAAGGUUGUCCCGUCUCGUGACGUCA
This is a messenger RNA of Columba livia (rock pigeon), 3781 nucleotides long. It is a transcript of the gene RAPGEFL1, whose product is annotated as Rap guanine nucleotide exchange factor like 1. Gene Ontology annotation, molecular function: guanyl-nucleotide exchange factor activity. The record is from RefSeq and is a predicted model, not a curated record. The transcript is spliced from 14 exons. The coding region runs from base 933 to 3350 and encodes 805 amino acids. Gene Ontology annotation, biological process: Ras protein signal transduction; positive regulation of GTPase activity. Gene Ontology annotation, cellular component: plasma membrane. NCBI's taxonomy places the organism in Eukaryota, Metazoa, Chordata, Aves, Columbiformes, Columbidae.